This is a messenger RNA of Scomber scombrus (Atlantic mackerel), 3813 nucleotides long. It is a transcript of the gene tmem243b, whose product is annotated as transmembrane protein 243, mitochondrial b. NCBI's taxonomy places the organism in Eukaryota, Metazoa, Chordata, Actinopteri, Scombriformes, Scombridae. The record is from RefSeq and is a predicted model, not a curated record.
AGAAUUGAGCCUUGCUGGCCACCGUAAUGUCCCCAUCGCACUGUUGACAGCCUCCCCCUCUGACUGGCUAAGCAUUGCGGCACUGGCCCUGCGUCUCCAGGAGGCGGCGCUGCUGAGAGGCGACAGGAGGAGGAGGAGGAGGAGGAAGAAGAAGAGGAGGAGGAGGAGGAGGAGGAGGUCGGAGCUGAGCGUGUGUGUCUGCCGAGGCGACCAUGGAUGACUUCACCACCAGGACGUACGGCACCAGCGGCCUCGACAACAGACCUCUGUUCGGGGAAACGUCGGCACGGGACCGAAUCGUCAACCUGGCAUUGGGGGGAUUUACGUCUUUGGUUGUUUUAGUUACGGUGAUCAGCUCGUUUGUUUUCCCCUCGCUGCCGCCGCGACCGCUCAACGUCUUCUUCGCGGUGUGCAUCCUGUUAGCCUGUGGAUCCACCAUAGUGCUGAUAUUCUGGUACCGGCAGGGCGAUCUGGAGCCUAAAUUCAGGAACCUGAUCUACUACAUGCUGGCGUCCAUCGUGCUGCUGUGUCUAUGUGCCAACCUCUACUUCCACGACGUCAGGUAAAGGCAAGGGAGCGAGGAAGAGGAGGAGGAGGAAGGAAGGAAGAAGAAGAAGAAGGGAAGACAUGGGGCGACAAAGAGAGAAAGAGAAAGACCGUCCAAUAAAAAGACACAUAUAUAUAUAAAUAUAUAUAUACGACCAAAUCAAACUAAAAAACUCAUCUCACACUAACUUGAAUGACUGGCAGCAGACUGGAGACUCUCGGACCAAAAGAAAAGAAAACCAGUGAGACUUAAUGGUUCCAGUGGGAUGAAAACUGUCAGACUCGUUUGUUUCGGUGCUGAACACACGAUGAAGAAGAUGCAGAAUCACAACGUGGUGUUUAAACGAGGAGGCGAGGAGCGCUUACAACUGAUGAUGGAGCAACACGUUAAAGGAAGAAUCUGCCCUCUUGUGUCUUUUACAUGUUUUUCUUUUCUUUUCAACUUUCGGAUGAACUAUAUUUAUAUCUUUAAACAUCCGUCAGAAAGAGAGAGGGCUCCGAAAAUAUUGUUAUAAGAACCAAAUGUUCCCUCAAAACUUCAGAUAAAACAGCGUCUCUCUUUUUUAACAAACCUGCUUGUGUUAAAAAAAUAAGGAAGAAGGUGCGUUCAGGUACACUCUGUAAUUCAGAAAACAUCACCAAAUUAUUCACCAUAUCCACAAUUAUUUUGGUUAUAUUCUUAAUGAAUUAAUCAGUUGUUUGUCCGCAAAUGUCUCAAGAUGAUCAGAAAGGAAAACCAGAAAAUAUUCACAGUGAAGAAGAUGUAAAAUCAGAGAAUUUGGACGGUUUUCUUUUUAAUUUAACAGUCGGCAACUUAAUCGUUUAAUCUACAAAAUAACUGAAGCUACACAAACUUUAAGUCCCCAAAUUUUUUAGCUAAAUUCGAGGCGUCAAACUUGAGCUGAACUUAUAUAUUUAUCGCAGCUGAUGUUGAGAAAUGAGACAAGAAACCUGCCUCACAGUAAAUUAAAGUUAAAGUUAAGGAUUAUUUUAUUAUCAGGUAAUUAUAUUUCAACGAUUAAUCGAUUUAAUAAUCUGGUUUAAAGUGACGUCUUUAAAUGUCUUAUUUUGUCCGACCAGCAGUCAAAACCUCAAAAUGUUGAAUCAACAGUUUCUUUUCUAGCAUUUGAGUCUUAAAUUAAGGAAUAUUUGAUGUUUUUUUGCUUGUUAAUGAGUCAAAACAGGACAAUAAGUUUAUUAUUAAAGGUACGUUACACCUAUUUGAAGCUUUUUUUAAAGUGGAGCUUGUGGUUGACAUUACGAGUUUACAGAGACGACCUGAAUGCACCUUGUGUGUGUGUUUGUGUGUGUGUGAUUGAAUGUGUGAGUGCGUGCAUGUGUGUGUGACAUCAUCAUGACGCUGUCGGUGAACUCCUCUGUGCACCGUUUUGAUUUAGGAGGAGGAAGAGGAGGAGCUCCAAAACUGUCAUCAUCAUCAUCAUCAUCAUCAUCAGCUGCUUUGGAUCCUCAAGGCCACGUUGGACUCUGGUGGAUCCUCUCUCUCUCUUUUUUUCUCUCUCUUUCUCUCUCUUUUUCCUCUUUUUCUUCUUUCUUUCUUUUUGUUGUGACUCUCUCCAUAACUGACGAUUAUUACAUUUUUCUUUUUUGACAUUAAUGUUUUUUUGCUCUCAAACUGAAUCACACGAGUCUGUUUUCACAUGUUUUAAACUUUUUUAACGGGGCGGAUUUUUCCUUUAACCAGGAGGAAUAUUAACACAGAGUGAAGCAGAACUAGGAGGUGAUGAACCUUCCUCCUCCUCUUCCUCCUCCUCCUCUUCCUCCUCAGUACUGUAGACUGUAGCUGACAAAAACAGCAUCAGGGGCUUCGUGGCAAAUAUAUGCAACAGUUUUUCUUCUUGUCUUCCUCUCGCUGCUGCUGCUGCUGCUUUUUCCUCCUUUUUUUCUGCUUUUGCGGCUUUUCUGACGUCUGAUGGUCGAGUUUAAUUCCCAAAAAUCAAGCCUCAACUUUAAGAGGAUUAUUUUUUCUUUUGUUUUUUAGAAACUCAUUUAAAUUUAAAAUGCUGAAUCACACUGACUGACUACCAAUUAUUGCACUAGCUGAAUUUAUACACAUUUUUUGUCUAAGCCAUAAACACACACACACACACACACACACACACACACACACUCUCAGGCUCGGCUGUAGCACCAGUAAAAAUGAGCAGGAGCGUUUCUUUUCUUCCUCGUGACUUUACACACUGAAGCACAAUUUUUUUAACGUAUCUACAAUCUAAAUAAUCAGAAGAAAAAAUAUUUUUGGUGUUUUUUUUUAAGGGUCUAUUAAAGCUCAGCAGCAGGAUUACAGGGUUAAAAACAACAACAACACUCUGAAGUCUAAUUUAGCUGCUUCAGUUAAAGGAAAAACACACCAAACAUACAACAUGCAAUUAAAUAAUAAAUAUAUAUUAUAAUAAUAAAAACAAAAAAGGCACCUCAGCACUUAAAGUGGAUGUAUUGGACCAAAAAAAAAAAAAAAAGGUUUUCUUGAUUGAAUUGCCUGGUUAAAAAUGUUUAAACAAAAAAUAUAUAUAUUUAAUUAACUUAUUAUAGAAAAGACAAAGAAACACGGCAGAUAUUCACUUUUUUGCAUUAUUAUAAAAAAUUAAAAAAGGCUUAAAUCAUUUAGUUUUUCUGUCAAUUUACUAAAAUUUAAGCAGUACAGCCAAGAAGUCAUUAAAUAUUACCUUUUAUAAUCAUAUUUAUCACAUUUAUAUAAAUAUAUAUAUAUUUAUCUGCACCAAUCAAACUUCAGGUUAAUUCAUGCAAACUGUCCAAAGAAAACUAAACUCACAUUUAUUAAUUAUUAGAUCUUAAAGGAAGAGUCCGACUUUUUUUUCUUUUUCUUUUUCUUUAGUCUCUCUCAACAAUUUCUGACUUAAAUAACUCACAAAUAAAUUUCCAUAAAUAGUUUUUGGGGCACGCUUAAAUUCAUCGUUAAGCUUUCGGUCUUUUCAUGGAAAAAAAAAAAAGAAUAAUGUUGGACUUUUCAUUUAAUGUCGUCUCUUUAUUUAAAAAAACAACAAUGUUAAACUUGCUGUGUGACGUCACCAAAAACAAGAUUUUUUUCGGGGUGUUGAAUUUCAAACUGAAGUGUAGCUUUGAAGACAUUUUUUUUACUAUUUCUCUCUUUUUUCUUUCCUUCUUUCUUUGCUGACUGUAGCUUUGCUCGUUUACAGAUGACCUGCAUCAGUGGACGUACGGUAAAAACUGACAGCGACUGUUAAACACAAAAAGCUUCGUGCUAAAACAAACUGCGGGGGGGGGGGG